CACUAUCAACCGUCCCACCGCACUCCAAAUCGUCGUGCACACGACUGACAAUACCCAUCCAAACUAAUCACUUAGGAGGAAAGUGUCAAUUGACAUGCGAUCAAUCUUCUUGGUCCUAAACCGGACCGCUGCAAGAUCGUGGCAACCGCUAACACGGGCAUUCCGGAGCCCUCACAUCGCAUCAAAACUCGAUUCAACCUGCACCAGAUGUCGCCAGCAGCAGGCCCGCUUCUUGAGCAAUAGCCGGCAACUGGGAGACGAACAACGAUGGCUCUCUGUUGUCGACCAUCCAGCGCAGGUUGUCCGUGUUGGGCGCAAGCAUGGACCCGGGUUGAUUAUUCUCGCCCUAAUCCCUAUCAUCUCCUUCGCCCUCGGAACAUGGCAAGUCCAACGCCUUGACUGGAAAUCAAACCUCAUUACAAAAUUCGAAGACCGUCUCCUCAAACCACCCCUUCCACUUCCCCCGCGCGUCGACCCAGACGCAAUCACCGACUUCGACCACCGUCGAGUCUACGCUACCGGCCAUCUACGGCAUGACCAGGAGAUGCUUGUUGGUCCGCGCAUGCGGGAGGGAGAGGAGGGUUACGUUGUUGUGACUCCGCUGGAGCGGGACCACGGGCAGAGCACCGUGUUGAUUAACAGAGGAUGGAUCUCGAAGAGGUUGGCAGAUCAGAAGGUUCGGGCUGUUGGGUUGCCACAGGAGCAUGUUACGGUUGAGGGUUUGUUAAGGGAGCCUUGGAAGAAGAAUAUGUUUACGCCGGAGAACGAGCCGGAGAAGGGGAGAUUUUAUUUUCCUGAUAUUGAACAGAUGGCUGAGUUGACGGGGAGUCAGCCGGUUUGGGUUGAGGAGACAAUGGUCCCGGAUAUGAUCGAGGCCUAUGAUCGCGAGGCUAAGGGAAUCCCCAUCGGUCGUGCUCCCGCGGUCAACCUAAGGAACAACCACGGCCAAUACAUUAUGACAUGGUAAGUCACACAUACUCUGCUUGUCCUAAUUUCUCAGAUCAGGGAUGAGUGCUCAUGCUCGACAGGUACGGCCUUUCCCUUGCAACCUCCGUCAUGCUGUUCAUGAUCAUCCGCAAGAGGCCCAAUGAGGCUACUCGUCGCGUCCGCCAGAACCGGAACUGGUAACCUGCUCGAAUGAUGUAUCGUAAAGCAUUCCCUUCUGGCGUUGGUCGGUUUGUCUUAUUAUAGGUUAAAAUGGAGGAGGCAUGUAAAUUAUAUCUGACGGUUCAUGUUCAUGGCGGCAUGGCCAAUCUCAUGUCCUGUAGAAGCUCCUUGGGCAAAUGCUUUUGUGCAAGAGAAAAAACGGUGGUGGAAUUGUUAAUAUGGCGUUGU
Aspergillus ruber CBS 135680 is the source of this 1335-nucleotide messenger RNA. Its product is annotated as cytochrome oxidase assembly protein SHY1. NCBI's taxonomy places the organism in Eukaryota, Fungi, Ascomycota, Eurotiomycetes, Eurotiales, Aspergillaceae. Gene Ontology annotation, biological process: mitochondrial respiratory chain complex IV assembly. The record is from RefSeq and is a predicted model, not a curated record. Bases 95 to 967 code for a protein of 290 amino acids. The transcript is spliced from 3 exons. Gene Ontology annotation, cellular component: mitochondrion; membrane.